This is a messenger RNA of Vollenhovia emeryi, 1518 nucleotides long. RefSeq names its product 60S ribosomal protein L18-like. Gene Ontology annotation, molecular function: structural constituent of ribosome; RNA binding. The record is from RefSeq and is a predicted model, not a curated record. The transcript has 2 exons. Gene Ontology annotation, biological process: translation. The coding region runs from base 294 to 704 and encodes 136 amino acids. Gene Ontology annotation, cellular component: ribosome; cytosolic large ribosomal subunit. NCBI's taxonomy places the organism in Eukaryota, Metazoa, Arthropoda, Insecta, Hymenoptera, Formicidae.
ACGAUGCAAAUUAGGUCAUGGUUCUCGAACCUUUUAAUCGUACCGCUUCUCUUAUAAGAUUAAAACUUGAUAGAAUGUUCACGGGACGCUUGUACAUAUUUUCUGCGAUCAGUUUCUUCGUACGAGUUUGUGGUAAAUUGUGCAUUCUCGUCAGGUCCCUAAAAAGACUGCAGGUUGAGAACUUGGGGGCUUGGAAUCGCAGUUGAAUAACGGACGCUUUGUUGCAGCUGUACCGGUUCUUGGCGAGACGAACAAAUUCCAAGUUCAACAAAAUUAUUCUCAAACGGCUCUUCAUGAGCAAAAUCAACCGACCGCCGAUCUCGCUGGCGCGAGUCGUGAGGUUUAUCAAGAAACCCGGAAGGGAGAAUGGCAUCGCCGUGAUCGUCGGCACCGUCACUGACGAUGCCAGGAUUUUUGAAAUCCCAAAGUUGACGGUGUGCGCUUUACGCGUAACCGAGAAGGCCAGGGCACGCAUCUUGAAGGCCGGCGGCGAGAUUAUCACGUUCGAUCAGCUGGCGUUGCGCGCCCCGACCGGAAAGCGCACGGUCCUGAUGCAAGGACCGCGCAACGCUCGCGAGAGCGUCAAGCACUUCGGCCUGGCGCCCGGCGUACCCCAUUCAAAUACGAAGCCGUACGUCAGGUCGAAAGGCCGAAAGUUCGAGCGGGCGAGAGGCCGUAGGCGCAGCUGCGGCUAUAAAAAAUAAUAUCGACAACGCGUAUCUACACGGAAAAAAAAGAUUAGCAGUAGGAGCUAAAAAGUAGCCGCAAUAGCUAAAAUGUGUCUUUAAAAUAGGGACAGCUAAUACUGUUGCUGCCCGAGGUAAAUUUAUUUACUAUUUGUACUUAGGUAUUGUAGCAACAUAUCUUUGCUGCUAGGGAUAUAUGAGACUUCGCAGAAUGUAACUUCAUUUUUUGCUACAGAACCAAAUAAUCCUAAUUAUGGGUACUCAAAGUUUUGGCUGUGACUCUAUAAACUUCUCUGCUACUGCUAAGUAACUUUUACUGCCUUAACUAUUAAUUUUACUACAGAAGCGAUGCUAUAGCUUUAGAAAUUCAUAACCAAAGCUUGUAUAUACACCGAAAUUCGAAGAUACUAAAAUUCCAGCACGGAAGUUUGUAAAAAAUUAAGUACUAAUGCGUUCCAUUCUGUAAAAUAAAGUAAUAUUUCAAGUAUAUAAGAUUUUUAAGUAUAACCAAUCAUAAGCAUUAAUUAAAGAGUCAUCUGUCGGUAAUCGCGAAUGUGUUCGACAUUUAAUGAAGAACGAAUAAUACCAUUGCACACACGACACAUGGACAGAUGACUUUUUAAUCAACGCAUAUGAUUAGUCAUGCUUUAAACUCACAUAUAUUUAAUAUACUAUUUUAUUUUACAAAAUGACUGCAUGUACUUUCAUUACUUAAUUUUUAACUUUCGUUCUGCAAUCUUAUUAUCCUUGAAUUGAUUUAGAGUUUUCAUUUUUUCGUACAAACCAUAAGAGAUAUUUAAAAUGUUCCAAAGAAACACUAAAUAAAGAAUUU